Messenger RNA from Crotalus tigris (Tiger rattlesnake), 2041 nucleotides. It is a transcript of the gene RBM41, whose product is annotated as RNA binding motif protein 41. Gene Ontology annotation, biological process: mRNA splicing, via spliceosome. The coding region runs from base 72 to 1100 and encodes 342 amino acids. The transcript is spliced from 7 exons. NCBI's taxonomy places the organism in Eukaryota, Metazoa, Chordata, Lepidosauria, Squamata, Viperidae. Gene Ontology annotation, molecular function: pre-mRNA intronic binding; U12 snRNA binding. The record is from RefSeq and is a predicted model, not a curated record. Gene Ontology annotation, cellular component: U12-type spliceosomal complex.
CUGGGGUGCGAGCCGAGCCAAUAGGGGUGCUCCCGGCAGUCCGCACGGUACCCCUGCAAUCCCUGGCCGCGAUGAGGCGGUGCGGAGCCCGCGGCGGGGAGGAGGCGGCGGCGGAGGAGCUGGAGACGGAGGGCGAGAGGCAGCUGAAGCGGCUGCUGCACCUCCAGCUGGACACGGCGGCCUCGUUCGAGCAGUGUGUGGCCAAGCGGCACCGCUUCGCCCCGGCGACCGUGUACCGGCCCUUCGGGGAGGAGGCUGCGGGCGCCCGCACCUUGCCGGAGUUCCGGGCCCUGCAGGAGAGCAGCGGGGAAGCGGCCUCUCUGCAGGAGCUGGGCCUUUCCGACGCCGAGAUCCGCCUCUGGAGGCAGCGGGCCCAGAAGAGCCCUGGGCUUGGGGCUGCCCCGGAGGCUGCUCUGGAGAGGGUCCGAGCCAUCCAGGAGAAGAUGGCGGAGCGCCAGCGCAUCCUCUCCCUGCCACAGCACUUUGCAGGCAGCAAGUCCCUCAGCAGGCGUGAGAUGGAGAUCGAGAGGGCUCUUUUCCAGGGAACAGACCACCAUUCCUUUCUGCGGAUGUUGUAUCGCCAAGGAAUUGCCUUUGUCUCUUGUGGUUCAGAUGAAGCUCAGCCCAAAGUUGCCCCUGAGACGGGCCCAAUGGCUCAGCUGGAUGCGGUUUAUCGGGAGCUCCUGAGCGAACCACUGCCCAGCCUGAGGCCACUGAAACCACCGGAGUCUCCCCAGAAGGUGCCUGAAUCGUCUUGCUCUACCCCCUUCACCAGCCUUGGAGCAGCUCCAUCAGCCAUAGAGCCUGUGGUGGUGACAGAGCCUGUAGCGUGUGUGCCAGAAGAGGAGAUUCUCCAGAGCCGCCUUUCCAAGGAAGAAAUCCGCAGAAUCCCCAGAUUUUCCUCCUAUAGCCCAGGGGAGCCAAGCAAGGUGCUGUAUGUGAAAAAUCUGUCUCGCAACGCUACAGUGAAUGACCUGCUGCCCUUGUUCUCCCGCUUCCAAGAGAAGGACAACCCCCCUCUUCGUUUCCGUUUGCUGAGUGGGCGCAUGAGAGGCCAGGCCUUCCUCACCUUUCCCAGGAAUUGCCCUCGUCAUGGCUGAUAACUACGUAUCCAUCCAUCCACUCAAUUCACGGGAAAAGUCUUUUGUAUAGAAUGUCUCCUAGCUCUGGAGUUCCAUCCUGGCAUUUCAAUCUUCUGGGACAUCCCUUGGCCACAUGCAAUUUUCUAGAUGGCCGCUCUGAAGCCUUGCAAGGAGUCGCCACAUACGGACCCUACAACCUGGGAACGGUCCAGUCUCGCACCUUCAAAUUUAGACUGGACCAACGAAUUCCUAGGCUGUUGCAGCUAGAAAAGGCCUGUUGAAUUCACCGUUCCCAGCCCCUGCUGUGCUCAGUUCCACUGUAAAGAUGUCACGGUCUGCUUUUAAGUAGCCCUGCAAGAGAGAGGACCUCGCCAGGAUGAAUCCACUCCGUUAGUUUGGUUACUGUUUGUCUUGUCUCCUGGUCUCUUUAACCAACUCCCUGCCUUCAGUCGUGAAGGGAUUGGUUGGUCCUCACUCUCUGCAUACUUUGCACUCUUCGUAAGUGGAGCUAUUCUUUUCCCACUUGUGUUUGUAUGGCCUCUUCCAUGUCCUCAGCAGACCCUCUGGAAACUCACUAUCUGCUUGUUCUGGGAAUCAUAGCUUUGCUGCACUUUUUUCUUUAAGACAAACCUUUGCUGGAGCAGGGAUUCCCAACUAGUUCAGUAUCAUCCUCUUUAGGGUUUUUAAGCUUCUCCAUGCCUCCCUCUAGAUACCUAUCUCACACUUUAUAUGGGAAGAAUCUUGCAUCAAGUCUACGUCUUCCCUUGCACCCAUUUGCCAACUCACUUUUGCCUGCUGCCUUCCCUCCCGGUCCCCCCCUUUUCCUACCCAGAGCAUUAGCUCUUCUUCUGAGAACACAUGUACUUUUUAAAAUUCCUGUUCCAGGACAUUGCUAAAUAGACCAACAGGCAAACAGAGGCUGGUGCCAGCAGGAGGUAGAAUAAAUGAUCACCCCAGGG